AGUCGAACGCACCACUUGGCCUUUGGGCCGCGAGCCCCGCCCACCCGUGAGUCUGCGUCAUCGCAGCGCAGCAGUGAUCGAAAGCAUCAUGGCAGGGAUGGAGCUCGCACCGUUCAGACCGUGGGAUGAUUUCUUCCCUGGUGUUGACCGAUUCUCCAAACCCGAUGUGUCUGAUUUAAGCAAAUGGAAUAACAGAGUGAUCAGCAAUCUGCUUUAUUUUCAGACUAAUUACUUUGCGGCCGCUGUCGUCGUGAUUCUGAUUGUCGGUUUUCUGAACCCGCUGGGCAUGUUUGUUGGUGGGGCGGUCGUGGCUCUGGUCUUCAUGAGCUCGGUGUGGGCAGGAGAGAAUAAAGCUGUGAUCAAGAACUUCAAGAAGAGAAAUCCCACCCUGUUUGUCGUGGGUGUCCUGGGAAUCAGUUACCUCCUGCUGUCCUUGUGUGGAGGAGUGAUGGUGUUUCUCUUCGGUAUCACACUCCCCAUGCUCUUGAUCCUCAUCCACGCUUCUCUGAGACUUCGCAGCAUGAAGAACAAGUUGGAGAACAAGAUCGAGGGCGUUGGCCUGAAGAAGACGCCCAUGGGAGUCAUACUGGAUCUCCUGGAUCAACAAGAAGAGAAGAUCAACAAAAUCCAGGAUUUCUUGGAGAGUAAGCUGAAAGAUUAAGCAUGAAGCACCUCAGUGUCCUCUACAUGCAGCCACUCUUUCUUUUUGAGUUGUUUUGUGUUUGUUUUGGUCUUGGUUUGACAGCCAAAUACCAAAGUGGAAAUAUCUUUUAAAUACCAAAGUAUGACGAAGUUCCAGACGCACACGUUUGUCACAUCACCAGAGAGUAUGACUUGCUAGUGUAAGACUGUCUGUAUAAGACUCAUUCCCAAUCUGUAUGCAGCUUCCAUUGACAUUUUGUCUAUUUUAGUUUUUAUUCAGAAUGAAUUAGCAUAAAUGCAUAUGCUUUGAAUAGAUUUCUACAGACAGAGUCACUGAAAGCACUUUGAAAUAUUGUAGAUUUGGUCAUACCUUAUUUUUCCCCUGUGGCGAAAAGAUCAUCGUUCUUCUGGCGCACAUUUGUAAUAGAAAUUAAAUGUUUUCAUAUGAGCUGAUGUGACAUAAUGACGGAGGAGUGUGUAUUUAUUGCAUGUUUUGCUUAUUUUUUGGCUAACACAAGCUCUGCAGUGAAGAAACAUUCACAUGCUUCUGAAAUUAAUGCACAAACACUGUUUGUUUGCAGGUUUGAACAGAUUUAAUAAAGGUGGAAU
Messenger RNA from Sinocyclocheilus anshuiensis, 1251 nucleotides. It is a transcript of the gene arl6ip5b, whose product is annotated as ADP-ribosylation factor-like 6 interacting protein 5b. Gene Ontology annotation, cellular component: membrane. NCBI's taxonomy places the organism in Eukaryota, Metazoa, Chordata, Actinopteri, Cypriniformes, Cyprinidae. The record is from RefSeq and is a predicted model, not a curated record. The coding region runs from base 89 to 661 and encodes 190 amino acids. The transcript is spliced from 3 exons. Gene Ontology annotation, biological process: negative regulation of transport.